UCCUCAGCGCCAUCUCCCACCUUGUCCACCCCCCUCAACCCCUUCAUUUCUGCCUUCUUAUUGCUUAUUCUUGCCCUGUGUUUGCCAGGUUGGGUGAAGUUCAUUGACUACGAAUACUCCAGCUACAACUACCAGGCCUUCGACAUAGGAAACCAUUUCAACGAGUUUGCAGGAGUCGCUGAGGUGGAUUACAGCCUGUACCCAGACAAGCACUUCCAGCUCCAGUGGCUAACCACAUACCUGGAGGCCUACAAGCGAUUCACGAAGAAGGGCAGCGAGGUGACCAAUGACGAAGUCCACACGCUGUUUGUCCAAGUCAACAAAUUCGCCUUAGCAUCUCAUUUCUUCUGGGGAUUCUGGGCCUUAAUCCAGGCCAAAUACUCCACGAUAGAGUUUGAUUUCUUAGGGUAA
This is a messenger RNA of Callorhinchus milii (elephant shark), 411 nucleotides long. Its product is annotated as ethanolamine kinase 1. Gene Ontology annotation, cellular component: cytoplasm. The annotation marks the transcript as partial. Lineage: Eukaryota; Metazoa; Chordata; Chondrichthyes; Chimaeriformes; Callorhinchidae. The transcript is spliced from 3 exons. Gene Ontology annotation, biological process: phosphatidylethanolamine biosynthetic process. Gene Ontology annotation, molecular function: ethanolamine kinase activity. The record is from RefSeq and is a predicted model, not a curated record.